GAGAACUCUUUGCUGGUACAGUUAAUUUAGCUCACUGAAAGCUGCAACACCUUGCACACAGAACUGCCAGAACUCUGUUGCAAACAUGCUGAUUCUUUACGCCGUCGUCGUGUCACUGUCCAUGGUGUCCGCGAGCCGAGUCUCGCGCAGCUGUGGUACCUGCGAACUCACAGUCUGCGAGCCGCUGCCCGUCGACGGAUGUGCGACGGGUUCGGCGCUCGACUCCUGCGGUUGCUGCGUCGUCUGCAACGCCGCAGCGGGCGAGCAGUGCGGCGGGCGCGGAGCCGCUGCCAGGCGCUGCGCGUCGGGGCUGGAGUGCGUCAAGUCCGACAAGGACAAGAAGAGCAAAGCAGGCGUGUGCGCCUGUAAAGCCAACUACGAGGUGUGCGGCAAUGACGGGGUGUCCUACCAGACGGGAUGCGACCUGAAAGCCGCCAGCAGCAAAGCCGUCGCGGCGAAGCAGGAGGCGAUCAUUGUGCAGAACAAGGGAAGAUGUGCAACAGCACCGGUGAUCGUGACGGCCCCAGGGGACGUGUACAACGUUUCGGGCUCCCAGGUAUAUCUGAGCUGCGAGGCCAUCGGCAUCCCAACCCCGGUCGUCACCUGGAAGAAGCUGGUCAGCGGUAAAGGGAGGAUGGAGCUUCUUCCUGGGGACAAGGACAACCUGGCCAUCCAGACCCGCGGAGGACCAGAGAAACACGAGGUCACUGGCUGGGUGCUGAUCUCUCCACUCAGUGUGGACGAGGCUGGGUCUUAUGAGUGUCACGCUGCCAACACCAAGGGCGAGGCUUCGGCUGUGGCCACCAUCCACGUCGUGGACUCCCUGGACGACAUCCCCAUCAAGAAAGUGAACAAGGACGAAGAGCUGUAAGUGGAGAACAGCGAAUUAAACCAAUCAUUAAUUCUUUGAAUAAACAGACAAACCUGAUGCUUAUAAAUCCGCUAGUGAAGCAAGCUCUCCAGAACUGAAACACGAAAAUCCUCCCCUUGUGAAAUCAAAGUUGGCUCUCAUCGUCUAUUGAAACCUAUGCUUUAUGACCACUGUUCUCUUCAUCUCACGGAAGUUCUUGUGUUUAGAAAUGUAGAACAAAGCCAUAUCAUCAUACAGGCAAUGCUCAUUGGUGUUAUGUUGUAACUAGGCAAAGCCUUCGGGCAAGAUAUGUGGAAAGACGCUCCCAGUCACCCCCCCUCCCCCAACACACACACACACACACACACACAGACACACCACAUUAAAACCAUUUCUAUAUUAUGAA
Molecule: messenger RNA, 1256 nt
Organism: Gadus chalcogrammus (walleye pollock)
Lineage: Eukaryota; Metazoa; Chordata; Actinopteri; Gadiformes; Gadidae
Gene: igfbp7
Product: insulin-like growth factor binding protein 7
Exons: 5
Coding region: 86-871 (261 amino acids)
Biological process (GO): regulation of signal transduction; regulation of cell growth
Cellular component (GO): extracellular region
Molecular function (GO): insulin-like growth factor binding
Source: RefSeq, a predicted model, not a curated record